GAUACACAAUAUGUACACAGAGCUGAUGAAUUCGAAUUCAGCGAUUUGACUUCUUAGGUUACCUAGCUUGAAUUGCCGGUACAAAGACGUUUAGACUGCAUUUCAUGUAUCCUUGACUUCGUUAGGUGGGAGUGAGAAUCUGUCUUAGCCAAGGUGCUUAUGAUUUUUAGAUGUGUUCCUUCUUAGAAGAUGUUAUGAUGAUGUUUAUCACAGACUACUCAUGAUUGGUGUAAUGGAGAAAACCCUGGAGGAAGCUGCUCUUGAGAAGGAGGAGGUCUCUGUUCCAAAGCAAAAGAAGGCAGAAGUCAAGACACCCUCCAUAACAAACUUCUUUAAACCACCAAGCAAACCUACCCCACAGACAGAGGAAAGCAAGCCAACAGACCUAAGAAAUUACUUUCAAGUGACCAAGAAAAAUGUUGUCCCAGAUCAGCCUAAAAUCUCUAGUGAUCAAAACUGUCAGGAAGAUUCUUCCCUGAAAGUUGAAAAAGCAAAUGCUAUUGAGGAUGGUGACAGUAAACUGAAAAGGAAUAAACGGGGAGGAGAAGUUAAACAAGUAUGCAAGAAGCCUAAGAAACACAAAUCAGAUUCCAAUCUUAAAAGUGAUGAUGAAGACAGGGAUUUUGAGUCACCGCCCAAGAACAGGAGAAAGAGAAAAUCUAGACUAGAUUCAGAUUCCAUAGCUGAUUUUAUUGAUAGUGAAGACUCUAAGCAAGGUCAUGACUUGUCAGAGAAUGGAAGCUUGCAACCUCUUACAGGCCAAGAUGAGAUGGAAGUCUCUGAAUCAGAUGGUACUGAGAUGCCUUGCAAUGGGGAAGAUGCACAGAACACCAGUACAAUAGUAUCUUAUGAAGAUUUCUUGAGAAACUCUAUGGAAGAUGAGGAUAAUAAAGAAAGUGAAAUUGAGAAUGAGACCAAAGAUGUUGUUGAAAGUGUUCCAAAAGAAGUUGACCAUCCACCAGAUUCAAUCAUGCUUACACCUCCCGACUCUCGAUGUUCUCAAGAAAGUCCCACUGGGGACCAGCUGGCUACACCACCUGCCAAUCAGCAUACAAUGAAGGAAGAGGAAGCCAAUGAUAGUGACACCUGCCUUCGUAAAUUCAUCACCGUCAAAGCUCAGGUGCACAGUCCCCUUGAUGGGAGAGACAAAGACUCUUCUCCUAGUGCCUCACAGAUGCUGAAUUCUGAGACGGAUUCCAGGAAAACAGGGUUUGGUCCACGCAGGUUGAUAUCUAACGUCUGUGUACCUGACUCAAGUCCAGAACUCAGAUUGAUAUCUAUAGAGACAAAAGAUGAACCUAAGAAAACAGGACCAGUGUAUAACAUUUUCCAGCCAAAAGCUACAGGUUUUAAGAAAGAUGUAACCAAGAAAGAGCUAACCAAGAAGGAAUCUACCAAGGAGGAAGCUACCAAGGAGAAUAAACAAGAACAAUCUGGGCAUGUGAAAGACUUGACCAAAGAGAAGGUCAAGGACAAUGGUGAAGAUGAUACAGAAAAGAGAACAAUGGAGAAGCAAAAAGAAUUACCUGACAAACCAGAUGUUGUGAAAACACAGGAUGUGGAUGAUAAUAUUGCAAAGGGGAAGAAAGAGAAGGAAGGGACUAUAAAGAAGGAUUCGUUGACUGCGAAAAACAAGAAAUUGAAAAGGAGUAAGAAGGUAGCAGUAGCCAGAAAGGACAGGGAGUCACAGGAAAGUCCUCUUGCUUCAAAGCCAAGCUCAAAUUCAAAGUCUUUUGUGGGGGAAAAAGAGACAAAGGAAGAUUCAUUGAUACCUCCAAGACGUGUUCUGAGAGCCAGAGUUUCCAAGGCAUCCACUGAUGCAGAUUCUAGCCUGGAAGAGUUUGAGGAUGUCCAACCGCUGAAGACCAAAGCCAAUAAACAAACUAAGAAAGCUACACCGAGUUCCAAUAAAACAUCUGUGAAGGCAGAGGUAAAAGAUAAGAAGAGAGGAUCAGAGAGAUCAAAGACUGAGCACCAAAAGUUCAAGUCCUCCUUGAUGUCAGGGGGUAAAGGUCAAGGUCCCAUCAGACUGAAGCUGACUGCCAUCAAAGCAUCACCAAAGAAGAACAGCAAGGUUACCAAAGCUCAACAGCUCCUACAGAAAGCCAAGAAGGGACAUCAGACUACUCUGGUUUCUAAAACACUACUGUCAAGACAACUUGUGAAGAAGAAGAAUACCCAAACAACGUUUCCUCACUCAAAGUCAACGGCGGUAUCAUCUAAGGCUGAGAAAGCUUACUCUUUGAAUAAGAAAGGCAAGAUGGAGGAAACUAAAGAGAAACCUGCGAAGAAGUCUGAGAAGAAGGUUGGAGGUGGUGCACAGACGCCACGGAGGAGAUCUAGCUCAAGGAAUAAACCAAAGACACCACCUAAACCUGCUGCCAAACUAGCCCCAAUCUUCACCAAGCAAGGCCAGCUAGCUGCUGCCAAGAAGUUUAAGCAAGAUAGUAUCCUGGCUGCCAUAGCUGAAUCCUUACCAGUAGAUGAAGCCAGUAGAGACAGUCUGAUAGACUCCAAGGAGACCAUGAGUGACCUCAGUGGACCAGGGUUAGGGUUCAACAUGCUGGAGCAGCUCAAAAUGAAGCCCACGCUAACACAGAAGGAUGCCAGUAUGCAGCUUAUCAAAGCCUGCCAUGUUUUGCAAAAGGAUGAUACCAAUCCAUUAUGGAAGCUACCCUGUCCUGGACUUGGCAACUGGAAGCUGAAAGAUGACCUUGAAGCAAAACCACAGAUCAGCCAAGACAUGAAAUUAGCUCCAUCAUCUGUCUCAUCUCCAUCCAUUAGUUGUAAGUUCAAGCUCUUUGAAGGACAUCCACCAGUCAGUGAAUCCGAUAAGAAAGCUGUCAUGGAUGAAAUCCUCCGAGCCAACCCUAAGUUCCCUAUUCAAAAGAUCUUCAAGAUGUAUCAGGCAAAGAAAAAUGGAGAAACACAGAAGAAAGACAAAGACAAUUCUGAUGUUCAAGCAAGUGACCAGGGUACUCAAGAAGCAGCCGCUAGCUCAGAGAGUGUACCAACCAUGAAAAGCUCCAAGCUUUCAAGAGGCAAGCGAAAAGCGGAAGAUAAAAACGAUGACGACAACGCAAGAAGAAAGAUAGCAAGGCGUAGUGGGACCCGAGGGUGUGCUGGGAGAUCUCUUGAGGCUGGUUUAGAUGGUGAGCCAGCAGAGGAGGUAGGAGAUGCAGAGGAGAGGUCUUUGAGGAGGUCAUCCAGGAGGAGCAGUAGAAGGGUGUCAAGAGAAGUGGAAGAGAGGAAGGAUGGAGAUGGGAAAGGAGAAGAGGAGCAGAAAGCAGAGAAGGAUGGAAAGAAAGAUACAGUAGUGGAAGAGAGCCGAGAAGAGAAGCGACGAGCUGGGUUACUGUGGACUGAGAAGUAUCAGCCGACUGCCGUUUCUGAAAUGAUUGGUAACACUGCUCUCUGUAGGAAGUUUAGCUCGUGGUUGACGGAAUGGAAGAAGAAGACACUGAGAAUGAAAGAGAAGACACGGAAUGCACAAAGGAAGGACAAGAGAAAAUCUAAAGGUUCUCGGAGGAUCGAGAGUGAUGAUGAGAGUGAUGAUGACUUCUGUUGUAGUGAUAUCGAAGACAGUGAUGAGGAGGAUGGAUUAUGUAACACCAUUCUGCUUUCUGGACCACACGGAGUAGGAAAGACAUCCCUUGUCUAUGCUUGUGCACAGGAGCUAGGAUUUGAGGUGUUUGAGGUGAAUGCGUCAUCCCGUCGCAAUGGCCGACAGAUCUUAGCAGAGCUUGGAGAAGGCACUCAGUCACAUCAGGUUGCUAGGCAACCAGGCUUAUCCUCCACCAGGUUCUUUAAUCAAUUUCCAAGCAAGUCUGUCUCUACCAAGCCUGCCUCACCCAAGAAGAAGAAGAAACCAGCCCUUCCCAAAGCCUUCGCUGGUUUCGUCAAGAUUGGGAGCUCCUCUAGCUCGAGUACCAAAAGAUCUCCAGUCAAGAAAGCAAGUGUGAAGAAGUCUCCUAAGAAAGCCAUCAAACAGUCACCCAUCAAGAAGAUCUCCUCAUCCCAGCCACCUGGAUCUCAAGCAGCCAGCACCAAACCUAAGAUCACUUCAACAUCACUUAUCCUCUUUGAUGAGGUUGAUAUAAUAUUUGAAGAAGACAAAGGAUUCCUGUCCACUGUGAUGUCAUUCAUGGAGAGCAGUAAAAGACCCAUUGUCCUUACAACAUCAGAUCCAAGGUUUUCAUUCAGUUUAACUUCUAGAUAUGAUGAGCUGACAUUCAAACCCCCACCAUUGAACCCAUUGGUUAGUCACCUAAAGCUGCUGUGCCUCGCUGAAGAUGUUCCCAUCUCACAUCAAGACCUGAGAUUGGUUGCCGAGUUCUUUGACCGUGACAUUAGACGAUGCCUGCAACAUCUCCAGUUCUGGGUGAGUUCUGGAGCGACGCCCAGGAGUGAUUCAAUCCAGCUGGGACCAGAUGGGGAGGAGGAUGAUAAGAGAGAACACAUGAUAGAUGCUCCAAGAGAGAGAAUAUCGCAAGGAAAGCCGGUGUCUCAAUCGGCCACUAGUGAAAUGGACACAAGUGAUGUGGGUGGGGAUGAGACCAGGGUGGGUGGAGCCAUAGUGGAGCUAACGCAAGAACUGAUAGAUCUAGAGACAAAGAUUAUAGCGGUUGGGGAGUACUACUCCAUGAAGGGGUACAAACCCCAGGAUGUGCUGAAGAUGAUGGAUGAAAUGGGACUGACGAGCGAGAAGGAGACACCCAAAGACAAUGAAACCAACAGUAUUCAAGAGAGCUUAGGACAACACAGUUUUAGGACAGGUCUUGGGAACUAUUGUGGACUUUUUGAGAGCAUUGCUGGACUUGGAAAUGUUGCAGGUCCUGUGAUAGACUCAUUACAUCUUUUGAAGAGGUUAGAUGAUCCUGUCAUACUAGCAUCCAUUCUCCGAGCAUUCCAUGAUCUUAGAAUCGAUGCUGUCCACUGUAACCUACCUCAAAUCAUCUCUUCAAUUACUACCUCCAAAGACACCAAAGCAAGCUAUGCAUCCCUCUCGUCCAAUGAGAAAUCAUCUAGCGAGUCAGCUGACCAUGAACUGACCGAAAAUGAGAAAAAGAAGUCAUCUAAACUCGGUGGUGAUCUGAUGAAUAUCAUGGCGGAGCAUGCAGACAGGAUGUCAGAGAUGGAUACAAUGCUCCUCCACAGUCAGCAACAAGACAGUCAUCUCAAUCGCUAUGGUAACAAUGAAUGGUGGCAUCCACUGCUCAUGCCUGGGUUGAUUGACAGUGAGGAUUGGAUAGGAGAUGAUUAUGAACAGGUAGAUGUCAGGCACUGUGAUUCAAGAGGUGAGGUCAACAUAGUGGAUAUGAACUGCUGCUUAGAGGCGAUGAGUCUGAGGGAUUGUGUGAAGAGGUGUAGAAGAACGGUUGCUGAAGCAAGGCAGGAUGAAACAAGAUGGGAGGAGAUUCAACGUAGCGUCUUACCAUCGGACCAUGAAGCCCUUCUACGCAUCAAGGCCAUCACAUCUGAAGCAACAUUGAGAGAAACAAACUCUUCGGUGGUACGCAGACUUCCAGACCACUUGUAUACUAACCACUCAGCCUUGACGUUAGACUACCUGCCUAUGCUCAGAGGGAUCUGUCGUUAUGAGGAACUCAGGAAGGAAGCUAACCUCAAGAGAAGAUUCUUCCAUUAUCUGGACAGCAUAUCAUUCUGUUUGAAGCCAGUAACACACCUCAGUCUAGCUAGUAUUCUCAAUCCAACCCAGCAUCCUUAGCUGUAAGCAUUCAAUCCGUAACACACCUCAGUCUAGCUACUAUUCUCAAUCCAACCCAGCGUCAUUAGCUGUAAGCAUUCAAUCAGUAACACACCUCAGUCUCGCUAGUAUUCUCAAUCCAACCCAGCGUCCUUAGCUGUAAGCAUUCAAUCCGUAACACACCUCAGUCUAGCUACUAUUCUCAAUCCAACCCAGCGUCAUUAGCUGUAAGCAUUCAAUCAGUAACACACCUCAGUCUAGCUAGUAUUCUCAAUCCAACCCAGUGUCCUUAGCUGUAAGCAUUCAAUCAGUAACACACCUCAGUCUAGCUAGUAUUCUCAAUCCAACCCAGUGUCCUUAGCUGUAAGCAUUCAAUCAGUAACACACCUCAGUCUAGCUACUAUUCUCAAUCCAACCCAGCAUCCUUAGCUGUAAGCAUUCAAUCAGUAACACACCUCAGUCUAGCUAGUAUUCUCAAUCCAACCCAGCAUCCUUAGCUGUAAGCAUUCAAUCAGUAACACACCUCAGUCUUGCUAGUAUUCUCAAUCCAACCCUGCAUCCUUAGCCGUAAGCAUUCUGUCCUUACGGAAGCCAGUACCACACAUAAGACUUGCUAGUAUUCUAAAUCCAAAACAGUGCCUCAACAUCUUGAAAUCUCUGUGAAGCCACUAUUCAUUUGGUCAAUUUAGUGUCGUUUCAGCUGUAAGCAUUACAUAUGAAACCAGUUUGAAACCGUAUAUAAUAUAUUUAUUUGACCCCAAGCAACGUCAUCAUUUUUAGAUAGCAUGGUAUUGAUCAUACAUUGCUGUUAUGGUACAUAUUUAUUUUUCAAAACUGGAUAACAUUCCAACAUUGUCAUGAAUUGAAUGAGAUAAAAUUCUCUUUUAAUUCUUGGUGAGAAGUGUAUUAACAGUGAUUGAACUGUACUGAAUGUAUCUAUGCAAUUACAAUUCUGUGUAUUGCUCUUAUGCAUAUUGAAUAUGUAUUGUGAUCAAUCAAAAUAUAAGUUAUUCUUCUAUUAUCAAUUUGCACCAUAUGUCAAUUACCAUGAUUACAGUAUUCUGAGAAGCUUUGAUAAUGUUAUCCACCUAUAUCUUCAUUUGACUCAGCAUCUCUGUGGAACUAUAUCUAGUUAGUUGCUAAUUACUUACAAGCUAAAACAUGCUUUCUUUGCAGUGGUGUAAAAACAAACCAUCACAUCUAGGAGUAUGCAACUGUUCAUGUAAUUGUGUCAAGCUAUUCAACUUUUGAUUGCAAGUAUUGUGAUAUGGAAUUCUUAUUUAUGUGAUUGUCCUAAGCAAGCAUAAAGCAUACAUGUAGCACAUCACACACUAUCCUUUAAACAUGGUCAUAUUGAGGUGUGUUAGAUCAAAAUUCAAUUGCUACUUAAGGUGAGUGUGGUAUUCCUCACAGCAAAUUGGCAAAUGUAACUUUGCUAUCGACUAGAUGACUUGCAAUUGAUUUUGAUCCAGCAAAACUCCUUUUAAAAAUAAAUGGGGGACUGAACUUUUUCUAUGAUUAUUUUUGUAUUGUGUUAUUGUCACUUUUUGCAUUUGAUUACAUGUUAUGUACCACAUUCUAUGUGUAUUUGGUCAUGUUCUUGAUAAAAUAUUUUGCAGCAUGAGUUUAAGGUCACCUCCUUCUUGUGGUAUACAUGGAUAUCGCACUGAUUUUUUCACCUUGGGUUUAAUAUUAUGCAGGCUGUUGAGUUUGAUGUGAUUUAGGGUGCACAUCGAUCUUCAUCAUGUCUGCCUCUAAGUCUUUUCUCUGUAAGAAAUUUGGACUUUUAGUGCAUAAUAAUAGGAUUGUUAUCAUCUGUUUAUCUUUAAAUAACUGAAAACAAUUCCAUAUAUAAUUUUUUUUUCUUCAUACAUUGCUGGCCACAUUGAUGUCUGAGGUUUAUUAUUGUGAACUGCUUGUUUGACCUUUAUGUCCAGAAAGUCAAAAAUGUAAUGUAAGCAAUGUACAUGACUACAUGUGAAACUAAAUUAUUCAUACCCUCAACAAGUUUUGUAAUUUUGUAAGUAUAUGAAAAAUUGAUUUGUUCUGAUUUGUGUUUCUUGAAAAAUUGACAUGUUAAAGCUCACAUCUAGGAGUAUUCACCAAAGGCCCUAAUGCAACCAGUCCACCUUUCACCUUUGAGUUACGAAAAACAAACACAAAACAUCAAAUUUACAAGGGGUAUGACUAAUUUAGUGGUUAACAGUACAUGUACCCAGCGUGAGACACAACCCACCCAUCAUUCUCGUUUGCUGUGUGCUUUAGAUCUUUUUUAAGUAGGGCAUUUCAUUAUUUUCCAACGUUUACUUUCUUUGUGCUAAACAUAUGAUUAGAUAAAUUAUAAUAAGUGGAACAACAAAAGAAGUCAACAAAUGGGGCAUUAUCUUGUCUGACUGAUAUUUGUAGAAUGAUAAACAAGAAAUUAUAUUACCUACAUGUACAUAGUAAUUGCAAACUAUUGUGUAUUCUUAUUAGCUAAAAAGAAGCUAGUAAUUUAUCUUGAGGAAGAGUUGAUGUACAUUGAGAAAGAUUUUUAUGUAUUUGUAGAUAUAAAGAAGAGAGGGAUAAUCAUGGUACAGUAUGUAAAAACAAGAUGUUAGAAGAAAUGUGCAUGUACUUCUUGAUAACUGUUUUUGUGCAUGUACAUGUAUGUACCUGCUGAAUAUUCUUAUAUUUUGUACAUUUUCAUAUCUAAUAAAAUAUUUGAGACAAAAAAUGUA
Messenger RNA from Strongylocentrotus purpuratus (purple sea urchin), 8427 nucleotides. It is a transcript of the gene atad5, whose product is annotated as ATPase family AAA domain-containing protein 5. The transcript is spliced from 18 exons. Gene Ontology annotation, cellular component: nucleus. Gene Ontology annotation, molecular function: ATP hydrolysis activity; DNA clamp unloader activity; ATP binding. The record is from RefSeq and is a predicted model, not a curated record. NCBI's taxonomy places the organism in Eukaryota, Metazoa, Echinodermata, Echinoidea, Camarodonta, Strongylocentrotidae. The coding region runs from base 221 to 5728 and encodes 1835 amino acids.